GUCACCGUCGCAACAACAACAAGACAACUUCCGCCCGAUCGUUACGGACAAGAAAACGAUAGUGUUCUCAUUUUAGUCUUUAUAUUUUAGUUUCAGUAACUGAUAGUACAUCGCAUAAAUGCGUUUUAUGUUACAAUAAAGAUUAGUUUCACGGUACGUCUCAGUACCAUUUAUUUUCUUACUGUCGAUAACUGAACAGAUCAUUGCAUUGCGGCUGUCUUCCGUAAGGUUGAGUAUGAGUGGGGGCGAAGUGUUUCACGAGAAACAGAGAUUGGAGCUCUGCGCCAUCCAUGCUUUGAACAAUGUGCUUCAGGAGAGAGUGUUCACCAAAGAGACAGCAGAUGACAUCUGCAAGCGGCUUGCCCCACAGUGUGUGAUGAAUCCACACCGCUCAGUGUUAGGCACAGGAAACUAUGAUGUUAAUGUGAUUAUGGCAGCUUUGCAGAGUCGGGGGCUUGCUGCUGUAUGGUGGGACAAACGCAGGUCAGUACAGAAUUUAUGCCUGGACAAAAUCCAAGGCUUCAUUUUGAACGUCCCGUCCAGAGUGUCACUGGGAUUUGUCUCGCUUCCACUGAGACGCAGGCACUGGCUGGCAGUACGAGAGGUCAAUGGGCAGUAUUAUAACUUAGACUCCAAAUUAAAAGGGCCUGCCUGUAUCGGUGGUGAAACAGAACUCAGGCCGUUUCUCAUCGAACAGCUUUCUCAUGAUGUUGCAGAGAUGCUCCUCGUCGUCCAGAAGGAAGUAGAAGACGACGGGACGUGGUUGAAACCAGAUCAACCCAGGGAGUAAUUUUUCCUGAUAGGACAUUCUCUCUCUCAAUGUGGAGUUAAGGAACUGGGAAUGAGAAAAAAGUGGUGGACAGGAGGUCUCAUUCAUAUAUCAUGAGCUGUGAAGAGCAGCUCGAAAGGAUGAUGGGUGAUGUGCUCACAUUCAUGUGCAAACACACAAAGAGAACUCGGAGAGAAUGAUCCAGUGUUAAAUUAAAGGGACAUCAUGCCUAAUAUGAAGAUGUUUAUUUGAACUCGCACUCGUUGUGUGGUUUUGGGAAGACACUACAUCACUGUCCUCUUUAUCCCUGUCUUUUCUCUCUCUCUUUCUUUCUCAGGAACUAAUCUCUUACUUUAUCUGUAUCUAUGCACUCCACUGCUAAAGUAGAUCAAAGAUUUUUGUGUUUUUGUUACAACUAUGCACAGAAAUGGUACUCUAAUAUUACUCAGUGUAUGGUCCUUUGCCUUUUAGACGUCGGUGUACACUUUACUAUGCAUAUAAGAAAGCGAUAAAAAUUGUUCUGUCUCAUGCUCGUGUUCUCUUUAGCUUUUAGGCUCUUUCACAAACUGCCUCAUUUACAGGACAUUGAAUCGAUGAGAACCACUGAACGGAGGGGAAAAGAAUAAAUUUGAUUUGUUUUAUUUAUUUGAA
This is a messenger RNA of Paramisgurnus dabryanus, 1420 nucleotides long. It is a transcript of the gene josd2, whose product is annotated as Josephin domain containing 2. Gene Ontology annotation, molecular function: cysteine-type deubiquitinase activity. Gene Ontology annotation, biological process: protein deubiquitination. Lineage: Eukaryota; Metazoa; Chordata; Actinopteri; Cypriniformes; Cobitidae. The record is from RefSeq and is a predicted model, not a curated record.